Molecule: messenger RNA, 1761 nt
Organism: Penicillium manginii
Lineage: Eukaryota; Fungi; Ascomycota; Eurotiomycetes; Eurotiales; Aspergillaceae
Exons: 5
Coding region: 1-1761 (586 amino acids)
Biological process (GO): transmembrane transport
Molecular function (GO): transmembrane transporter activity
Source: RefSeq, a predicted model, not a curated record
AUGGCCGCUUCAGAAGAAAUCCCACGAAGCAAAGACUCUCAAGGGGAUGCUGAGAAAGGAAUGGUGGUGAAUCAUGUCGUGAAAGAAACUGAGGAUCAUCUGAAUCUUCCUGAACGAAAUGACUCGGACAAUUUCCAAGGGGGCGUGAAACGUGUGAGAGCAAUUACCUCGGUUUGGUCCACCAAGACCUUGAUUCUGACUUUUAUUCUCCUUUAUCUUGUCUCGUUUGCAGAUGCACUUCUCACCUCUGUCCAGACGUCUCUGAACCCCUAUGUUACCUCAUUCUUCAAUCAACAUGGCCUUCUGGCUGUCGUCGGCGUUGUCUCCACUAUCCUCGGUGGCUCAUCAAAACUCACUCUCGCGAAGAUAGUUGAUAUUUGGGGUCGUGUCGAGGGUUUCCUCUUCAUGCUUUUCUUAAUCACCAUCGGGUUGAUUGUCAAGGCCACAUGCAAUAACGUGCAAGCAUAUACUGCGGGACAUACAUUGUAUUGGGUAGGUCAUAUUGGAAUCCUGUAUGUUGUCGAAAUCAUGAUUGCCGAUAUGACCUCGCUCAAAAAUCGAAUGACGAUAGUCGGUCUAAUGGGAACCCCUGGAAUUGCCACAACCUUCGCAGGCCCCAGGAUCGCCGAUUCGUUCUGGACUGAUUUGAACUGGCGAUGGGCAUUCGGGUCAUUUGCUAUCAUUCUGAUUGGUGUUUGCCUUCCAGUCUUUGCUUUGAUGAUGGUAUUACAGCGGAAAGCGGAGAAGAGUGGAGUUUUGAAGAAAGAGAAAUCCACAAGAAAAUGGUGGCAGUCUAUUGGUCACUACGCCAUUGAGUUUGACAUCCUUGGAAUCAUUUUGAUAACGGCAACAUUUUCCCUCAUUCUUCUACCAUUCAGCAUCGCCGCGUAUGCCCCCAAGGGGUGGGCUAGUGGAUACAUAAUCGCCAUGGAAGUCCUUGGUGUGGCUUGUGCCCCUGCAUUUUACUGCUGGGAACGGUUCUUUUCUCCCGUGCAAUUUCUCCCAUGGAAGUACUUAAAAGAACCAACAAUCAUUGGGUCGUGCUGUUUAUAUUGCAUAAUGUUUGCCUCGAUCUUCAUUUGGAAUGCCUAUCUCAGCUCAUAUCUUCAAGUUGUGAACAGACUGAGCAUCGAAACGGCCAAUUAUGUUGUCUCUGCGAUGUCUUUGACCUCUUUCAUAUUAUCACCCAUUAUUGGAGCAAUUAUCCGAUUUACUGGAGACUUCAAGUGGACUACCAUGGUUGGUAUUCCGAUUUUCCUUCUUGGAACUGCUCUCCUCAUCCCAUUCCGUCGACCAGAUACCCAUGUUGGCCUCAUUACUUUGACUCAAGUUUUGGUUGGUGUGGGGUCUUGCAUAUUCUCAGCUUGCGGUCAACUUGCUGUCAUGGCAGUGGUUAGUCACCAAGAGAUAGCGGUUGUCACCGCUGUCUGGGGCUUGUUUGGUUCUAUCGGUGCUGCGGUCGGCUUUGCCAUUGCUGGUGGGAUGUGGAACAAUAUCCUUCAGAGCCAGAUCUACGCAAGACUACCGGAGGAAAGCAAGCACUUAAGUGCAAGCAUCUUUUCGAGUCUGGUGACCCAAAUGUCAUAUGAAGAUGGCACCGCAGAGAGAGCCGCGAUUGUUGGUGCAUAUGGUAAUGUUCAAAGAAAAAUGGUCAUUGUGGGAGUUUGUCUCACGCCGAUCUGUGUUCUUUGCACUUAUUUCUGGCGUAACGUCAACGUCAAAAAGCUUCUGAAAGAGCAGACAGCUGGUAAUGUCUGGUAA